GACGUCACUCGUCCGGAGUGCGGAGUAUGGCAGUGGAUUCAUGAGCUCCGACAGAAGAACACUUCUUCUCCACGAGCUUUGAUAUGGAAACAAUCUGGCUGGAUUAAACUAGUGCUCCGAGAGGUUGAGAAACACUCCUGUGUGUACGGAGUGACACAGCUUCCUCAGGUCCUGCCCAUGAAAGGUUAAGUGCUAUCUGAAGACUUUCCUCAGAAAGAGAGCGCGUGUUGUGUCUGAUGCAAACGGGAACAUUUAGAGCUGGGAUCCCUUCCAAAGCCUCUGGGUGUGUCAGACAAAGUUGAAUGUUUUCAGCUGGGCCUCCUUCAGUCUUUCUUUUCCUCGUUCUGUCCUGUGGAAAGGCUACCCUUCAUCUCGACCUCCACAUCCUCACCUCAGAAGAGUUCAUGGGAAUUUAAGACCUUUUGCUCAUAACUGGAUUUCUACUGAGAUUUGUGAUCAAACAAAUGACGGCGUUCAGGAGGAAUGCCAGCUCUGAAGUCAAGCGCCGGCUCACAGGAAGCUGCUGUGACAUCACCGAACAGCACUGCCACCAAUAUCCUGGCUUCUGUCAAAGAACAGAUGUUUGUUGGGUUGGAGCAGCUCUUCAGUCGCUGGUGUGGAUGUGCUGUGUGUUGACAGGAGGAAUGCCAGCUCUGAAGUCAAGCGCCGGCUCACAGGAAGCUGCUGUGACAUCACCGAACAGCACUGCCACCAAUAUCCUGGCUUCCGUCAAAGAACAGGAGCUGCAGUUUGAGCGCUUGACUCGGGAGUUGGAGGUGGAGCGACAGAUUGUGGCCAAUCAGCUGGAGCGAUGCCGACUGAGUUCAGAUUCACCCGGAGCGGCUAGUGGAGGUUCCUCUGAGACGUCUCUUCCCUGGAGAUCUGCAGGGUCUACCCAGAUGAACUCUUACUCUGAUAGUGGUUAUCAGGAUGCGGUCAGCUACUACAGCGGUCCGGCUCAGAGACUUCAGACCUCACUUCCUGCUUCAGGAGGAAGCUCCACGCUGCAGAGGGGCUCCAGGGCCGAGGGCCAGGCUGCAGGACACCCCCGAACACAGGAGCUACAGGGGUCGGGAAUGAUGGACGGGACUAAACCAGGUCGUGCUAUGCGCCGUGUUGGUUCAAUGCCCGCUCGUGUUCAGCCGCUGUACAGAAGCAGCGUCUCUCCGUCUCGAGGGUCUCUUCGGACCACUGGAAGCUCCUAUGGGUCGCCGAUUACGACUGAACCUAGAGCUCUUUUCACAAGCGCCACACAGAAGGCCUCUCCUUCCCCCCGCUCCAGCUGCACCACCUCACCCUAUUCUGGAGCGGUGGGCUCUGUGAGAGAAGACCAGCACGCAGUACCACAGCAUUAUGGGUCGAUGAUGUCAAGGACGUUUCUGCAUGACGUAUCUAAUCCAUACAUUACACACAGCUAUGAGAUCUACGAGCGGAUAGACCCGCGACCAGACAACUUCACAGGUGUGCGAGCAUCUUAUACAAGUCAACACAGUCAGAUGGGUGCUGAUCUGAGGUCAGCCGCUUCCCCUGACCGCUAUAUAGGACCUAUUUAUGAGGACCGGACGUUUCAGAGACCCCUGUACCACAGCCUCAGCCAGACAGCUGCAGACCUGAACCACAGCCCACAGAGUCCACUCUACAGGUCGCCUUUCGGUAUGAGUAACCUGCAGCGGAGCUCCAGUCAGCGCAGUAACAUGAUGUACCAAAGAAAUAACUAUGCUUUAAACACCAUAUACACAGAAGCAUACCAGUCUACCCCUUACUGGUCCCCUGAUCCCAGCUACACACGCCAGCCCAUGGAUGAUGAUGCUACACGCUCCCCUUCAAUAGACAGCAUGCAGAAGGACCCAAGAGAGUUUGCAUGGCGUGACCCAGACCUACAGGAGGUCAUCCACAUGCUACAGCAUCAGUUUCCGUCUGUGCAGGCUAAUGCAGCGGCAUACCUGCAACACCUGUGCUACAAAGACAACCACGUCAAGACCGAGGUGUGUCGUCUGGGAGGAAUAAAACACCUGGUGGAUUUGUUGGAUCAUAAGGUUCUGGAGGUGCAGCGGUACGCAUGCGGAGCCCUGAGGAACCUCGUUUAUGGCAGAGCUACAGAUGACAACAAGAUUGCCGUGAAAAACGCAGGUGGAGUUCCUGCACUGCUUCGCCUGCUGAGAACAACAGUGGACACUGAAGUACGAGAGCUGGUCACAGGUGUGUUGUGGAACCUGUCUUCGUGUGACGCAGUGAAGAUGACAAUCGUCCGCGAUGCCUUAAGCAGCGUGACCAACACUGUGAUCAUCCCUCACUCGGGCUGGAGCAGCGCUGACUAUCAUCACGAGCACAAGCUCAAGCUGCACUCCUCGGUCGUGCUGCGCAACAGCAGCGGCUGUCUCAGGAACCUGAGUUCAGCUGGAGAAGAAGCCCGCAAAUACAUGCGCUCCUGCGAGGGACUCGUGGACUCACUACUGUACGUCAUCAAAGCUUGUGUCAGCACCUCUGACUUCGACAGCAAGAUUGUGGAAAACUGUGUCUGCAUCCUGAGGAAUCUCUCCUAUCGGCUGGAGCUGGAAAUAUCCCCCUCCGGUCUGACAGCCAAUCAGGAGCUCGAUGGGGUAAUGGGGUCAGAGUCACCCAGAAAAGAGAAGGAGAACAGCUGCUGGGGGAGGAAGAAGAGAAAGAAGAAGAAUAUACCUGAAGAACAGUGGGACGGUGUCGGGCCGAUCCCGGGCUUCUCCAAGUCUCCUAAAGGUGCUGAAAUGCUGUGGCACCCAUCUGUAGUGAAGCCCUAUCUCACCCUGUUAGCUGAGAGCUCAAACCCUGCCACACUAGAGGGCUCGGCCGGGUCACUCCAGAACCUCUCCGCAGGACACUGGAAGUUUGCGGCGUAUAUCCGUGCAGCAGUGCGUAAGGAGAAAGGUUUGCCCAUCCUGGUGGAGUUACUGCGCAUGGAUAACGACCGGGUGGUGUGCUCCAUCGCCACAGCUCUCAGAAACAUGGCCCUGGACGUGAGAAACAAAGAACUGAUCGGGAAAUACGCCAUGCGGGACCUGGUGAACCGUUUACCGGGAGGAAACACCACACAGCUGUCAGACGAUACGGUGGCAGCCAUCUGCUGCACGCUGCAUGAGGUCAGCAGAAGAAACAUGGAGAACGCUAAAGCCCUGGCGGAUGCGGGCGGCAUCGAGAAACUGGUCAACAUCACCAAGGGCAGAGGGGAAAGCCGGUACUCUGUGAAGGUGGUGAAGGCGGCCGCUCAGGUGCUCAACACACUGUGGCAGUACAGAGACCUGCGCACCAUCUACAAGAAGGACGGCUGGAAUCAGAAUCACUUCCUGACUCCUGUCUCGACUCUGGAGAGAGAGCGCUUCAGAUCCGCACCCGCUCUACCGUCGAGCACACUACAGAUGACCCCUGCGCACCACACAGGCAGCACAUUAUCAUCUCCCAUCAUGCACUCUGAUCAUCCCAAGACACAAAAUAAGCAGGUUUAUAAUUACCAAGGAGAAAACGGCAUCAGUAAAAACAGAACUAUAGGGUCUGCUAAAGCCUCUCAGUGUUACUCUUCCCUGAGCAGAGAGGGCUCGAGACGAGAGCAGAAGGCGUAUCGCACGGAUGAAACGGGCCACAGAAACCACGAGACGUACCGCACAUACCUGCAUCCACCGCUCGCCCACGAGGACUCUUAUCUGGAAAACAUGGUGCACUAUUCUCCUGCUGAUUACAGCCAGACACACGGCUUCAGAAACACAAGCAACUACGCAGACUUUUACUCUUCCACCAGGAGACCGUUACACCACAGCGAACAUUACCAGGGAUCCCCCGAUUCAUGGGUGUAACACAGAAACACACCGCUUUAAAGAGAAGAGAGAAGAGGAGGCCAAGCGUAAGAAUGUGAUGGAGAAUGUGUAGCAGGAUGUUGGUUUAAUGGCAGUAAGAAGUGAAUGAUGAACUCUGUGUGUAUGGAGCAGGGGUGUGGAGAAACACAGGCCUGCAGAGUUCAGUUCAGACCCUGCUCCAACACAUAACACGGUGAACACUAACAGACCUAACGGAUCAGGCUGAACCCUGCAGGACUUCACACCCCUGAGGAAAUGAACAAUAAAUAAGUGAAUAAGGAUGAAAUGUAUAUGAAGGAUUUCAGAGGGGAUGUUGUACCUGUCGUUGUUGAGAUCGAUAAUGCUAUGGAGUCUUGUACAUAUCGUUCGUUUAUUUGUAGAUGAUUGAAAAUAGCUGCCACAUGGUUUAUGCUUUCCUACACUGGUAAAACCUAAGUGAAUAAACAUUACAUCAGUUCAGAAUUAAUCAUUCAUUCUUGGGGUUUUUCAUGCUGGUGUUAUUAUGACAGUAUUGUACAUUGGUUUAACAGAACAAAUCCUCAAAGGGCAAACAUCUCCAUGUCCACUUUUCUUUUUUAAUAGAAAAAAAGGAUUUAAAAUGUUUUUUUUUUUUUUACAGUUAUAUUAUAACACUCUUAGAUAUGUCAAUUAGCAACGACAUCUAUAAAAUGUCAGUAUCCAGAAAAACUGUCAUGGAGAUGAGAUCUAGAAGAGGUUUAAAUAAGAGCCCAUACUAGACGAAAUGGCUCAGUAUCACACGCGUAACACUCAUAUUCAUUCACAGUGAAGAUGCACAUUAUAUUUUUGAGAGGUGUCCCUUUACUAAACAUUUUUUUUUUGCUUUCAAAUUUUAAAUAAAUAAAAGAUUUUAUGAAAACCACGUGUUUUUAAAGAAACUCAAACAAUUCAAACAUAUUUUUUCUUAUUUGGAGAAAUCUGUGAUUAUUUAGAUGCAGUUUUUUGUUUGCAUCAGUGAUGUAGUUUUGGUUCCUCUGGUUUGUUUAGUUGGGGUCACUUCAUCUUGAUUGAAAAUGAUUGCACAGACACUAUUUAAACUGAACAGAGAUGAUGACGUCACGGAAUUCAAUGAUGAACUGCCUUUAACUGAAAAGUUAGUUUACUAUUGUCAUUUUGCAUCAUUGACGCACUAAUAUCCUAUUUACUACUGUAACGUGCUUUGACAAGAUCUGUAUGAAAAACAUUUAUAUAAAUAAAGAUGACUUCACUUG
Carassius auratus (goldfish) is the source of this 5053-nucleotide messenger RNA. Its product is annotated as plakophilin-4-like. Gene Ontology annotation, biological process: cell-cell adhesion. The record is from RefSeq and is a predicted model, not a curated record. The coding region runs from base 465 to 3824 and encodes 1119 amino acids. Lineage: Eukaryota; Metazoa; Chordata; Actinopteri; Cypriniformes; Cyprinidae. The transcript has 24 exons. Gene Ontology annotation, molecular function: protein binding. Gene Ontology annotation, cellular component: nucleus; cytoplasm; adherens junction.